Molecule: messenger RNA, 4967 nt
Organism: Actinia tenebrosa (Australian red waratah sea anemone)
Lineage: Eukaryota; Metazoa; Cnidaria; Anthozoa; Actiniaria; Actiniidae
Product: receptor-type tyrosine-protein phosphatase S
Biological process (GO): protein dephosphorylation
Molecular function (GO): protein tyrosine phosphatase activity; protein binding
Source: RefSeq, a predicted model, not a curated record
AUUUCAACCCAAGCCAUUGACCCCGCACAGCUCAGCUUCAGCGUUCUUCUACGCACGAAUCCAAAGCAAUUCAACGUUUUAAUUUACCAGGAGAAAGUAAAGAGUUGGAGCAAUUGUAUGCCCCUACCCCUCCCUACUGAAUAGUAAUCGAGUGACCUUUGAGUAAAUACCAACGACAACAGUGCUAGCAAUCUAGCAUUGAGUGACAACUUCAGUCGCUUCGCGCAAGACUGAGUGUUAAAGGGAACGUGUAGGACGCUUUGAAUCAGUGCGUAAAACCAAACCACAAUCGUCUAUUCAACACAGCCCAUACCAAAGGAUGGAAUAUACUUAAGAAAGCCCGGUCAGUGCUGUUGUGUUAUCUUGAUUUCAGAAACAGGAAAAGAGACAAGAUUGUGGCGGAAUGUCCAUACGUAGUAUCAGUCGAAAAGCGGGAAUCUGUUCUGCAGAUAUUACUCGCGUCAUGUACAUUUAUGUUUUGCUGGCCUUAUUCAUUCAUUUAGGAAAAGUGGACGCGGACAUCACGGUGAAAGCGGAUAAGUCCCUUGCUGAAGUGAACGUUGGAAGACAAGUUUCACUAGUUUGGAGUUACGAUACAGAUCAACAACCCUACGAGGCAGUUCUCUGGGGUAAAGGAGAUUCAAGGGGCAUCAAUUUUGAAGAUAUUUACUUCAUAAAAACUCCACAACAACGGACGCCAGUACUUGAUACGAAAAUAUCUCCAGACACAGCAUCUCGUGUGAAAAUAACUAACCGGGCCACGCUUGUUAUCUCGAAUGCAAAAUACACCGAUAGAGGAUACUACAUUUGCGAAGUGAGAAGUGAUUUUGUAACCCUCAAAAAGAAAAUCUUUCUCGAAGUUUAUGAUCCAGCGAAAAUCACAAAUAGCCCCCUGGCAUUGCUACAGUACAAAGAGGGACAAAAGCAAAGAAUUGUAUGCGAAGCAGAUGGUAUUCCAAAACCGAGUGUAUCAUGGUUAAAGGAUGGCAAACUCCUGAAGAAUGGUCUUAAAAAAGUUGAAAUUGAAUUCAACCCCGUAGUAGAUACAGAUAUGGCAACGUAUAAAUGCGUGGCUCAGAAUAGAGGUGGAAUCGAUGAAUCUGUAACAAACAUCACUGUAUUUUACAAACCCAGGGGAACCACAUUCAGAACAGAUGCCAGCGCAAACACUGUAAGUGCAGGCAGCUCUGUGAACUUCAUGUGCAAGGCAAGAGGAUACCCCAGACCAGAAUACAAGUUCUACAUCAGGACGGGCUCCAAGAAAGAACGGAAGUUAGACUACCGCGACGCAGAACGAAGCGGGAAGAUCUCUAACCUUGGUAUUUUAGACUCUACAUGGCAUGGAACAUAUAUCUGUGUCCCUCAUAAUAAUCUUGGAGAAGGGCCACGAGAGGAAGUUGUUCUUUACGUCCGAUAUGCGCCAAAAAUAAUUCGACCUCCUCGUGACGCCACAGUCAAUGAAAAGAGCUUCGUUGGUUUUCGGUGUUUGGCAGAUGGGUAUCCUAACCCCGUGAUCACGUGGAUCAAACUGACAGGCAACAAGGUUCUUGCUACUGGUGACUCGUUCCAGAUCUCUAGCGUCACGCGUCAAGAUCAGGGCAAAUAUCAGUGCAGGGCUGAUAACAAAUUUGGAAUACCUGCCGUCGUUGUGUUCAAUAUCAAUGUUCUGUAUCCACCAAUCAUCAACAGGACCAUUUCCAGUCAGAAAGUAGCAGCAUGGGUCGGAUACACAGCUAAGCUAAUUUGCUACGCAGACAGCAAUCCAGAGCCUAAGUAUACCUGGACGAACGCGAGUGGUGUGGUUGCAGUAUCGGAAGUAACCGGAGUCCUUGAUAUUACUCCCACGGAUGAUAGUGCGUUUGGGGACUAUACCUGCGAAGCAAAGAACCCACGGGGAAGGGAUUCCCACACCAUUACAUUGAUUAAAGUUGGAAAACCCGGCCCAGUUUCUCUCAAAAUUACCGUAAGCAUGAUAAGGAGCCUGCGAUUUGGGUGGACAGUACUGGACAGCGGUCAAAGCGACAUAACGCACUUUACGGUUCAGUAUCGUAAGGUUGGAGAUGAACAGAAGAAGUGGAAAAGCACAUCUCUACAAGCGUACGAAACAGAAUAUGAACUAAAAGACCUUGAACCCUACACAUCUUAUGAAAUCCGAGUGUUAGCGUCGAAUCAGUAUUUUACAAGCGAUGCUUCGUACAUUACGGGUACAACACUUGAAUCAGCUCCAACCAAGCCUAGAGAAGUGGAAGGUUUUCCAGUCAACAAUUCAGCCAUCAUGGUCAAAUGGAAAGAACCCGAGAAGAAAAACGCAGAGAAGCUGGAUAGUUAUACGGUUAAGUACUGCAGGAUUCAAGAAUGUCACGACCUUGGUGACAAGAUGCCUCGAGUAUCCGUAGCUCAUAAUUUUACUUCGAUAGUAAUUGGUCGAUUGCAAGCUUUUACGAACUAUUCCAUUCAGGUUAUUGCAUCGAACAAGGCAGGAUUCUCGAAGAGUGAUACCACGAUAGUCGUCACGGAGAUGGCUGCACCCUCCUCCCCUGAGGAUUUGUCGGUCAAUACCUCGGAGUUCUCUGUACAGUUAAAAUGGCGGCGGCCACGAUUUCUUAACGGAAAAAUUACCAAAUUCCGCGUCCAGUUGUAUUGGAAACUAAGAGAAAACGGUAAGUUCCAUAAAGAGAUCUUGGAAGUCCCAGCUGUCUUAUCGUCCAAAAGAGUCAAGCGAAACCGUCGAGAAAGUGAAGUCACUUUGAAACCCGUCACAGUCGAGGUAUUGAGCCUGCAGCCUUUUCGACAAUUACUGGUCAGCGGACUGCGCCCAUUCGCUACGUACACCCUGAGUGCAAGUGAAGGGACUGGAAAUGAGAAGAAUGGUGUACUGUGGGGACCGUUUAGUGAAGGAAGAGUGGUCUCAAUGCCUGAAGGAGCUCCAAGUGCACCUAAAAACGUCGAAGCAUAUGCAGUGGGACUACGAACCCUGAGCGUAUCUUGGGAUCGACCUGCCUUUCCAAACGGUCGCAUACGGCAAUACUCUAUCGUGUAUUCGAACUCAAGCGGUGUUAACUAUACUUUAAACAUACAGAAGGAUCUAAAUAACCCGUCGUUGAAGUAUCAGAUAUCUGGACUACGGCCAUAUACACCGUACAGAAUUCGGAUAAGAGCCUUUACGUUGUAUCCAGGUCCUUUCUGUGCCCCGGUCUUCGUCAGUACGGGAUUGAAAAGUUCAGAUGUGGCACGUCGAACAAAAGAAGUAGACUCUGGUUCCUUAUUUGGAGGCGUCUUUGCUGGGAUUAUCUUAUUUGCGUUCGUUGUUAUCAUAGCUGUUUUAAUUAUAAGGAAUCGACGAAGAAAAAGAGACUCAACCGAAUUGAAAGGCAACAGAUACGGCGUGGCCAACUCGAACGACAGCGGUAUAGGAGAAAAAGAAUCCUUGGACAACAUGCCUGGCGUCAAGUUCUUACACGGAACAAGAAGAGGCUCAGAAGAGGUAAUGGGUCCCGGUGGCUUCAUUACCUUGAAGCCAAUCCCGAUCAACAGGCUGGCUGACUACUGCAAGCUCUAUCACAAGAAUAACAACAAAUUGUUCCGAGAAGAAUUCGAGUCUAUACGUCCUGCUAUACAGUCAUCAGAACACAGCCACAAAGAAGAUAACAAACUUAAGAACAGAUAUCAGAAUAUCGCGGCUUAUGACCAUUCUCGCGUAGUGUUAUCAGAAGUUGAUGGCGUUCCUACAUCUGACUACAUCAAUGCUAACUUUAUCGAUGGUUAUAACUGUCGGAAGAAGAGCAUCGCUACUCAAGGCCCCGUGUCCAAUACGUUCAAUGAUUUCUGGAGAAUGGUCUGGGAACAUCAUUGCACCACCAUUGUCAUGGUUACCAACAUCAUUGAGCGUGGCAAGGUGAAGUGUCUAAAGUACUGGCCAAGUGCGACCGCAGAGGAGUAUGGGUCAUUAUUGGUCACCCCUCUUGAAGAGGAGGAACUGUCGCAUUACGUCAUCAGGAAAUUCAGUCUAUCAUUGAAUAAUAAUAGUGAACAGCCGGUGCAUCACGUGACUCAGUACCACUACACUGCCUGGCCAGACCAUGGCGUACCAUCACAUGCUACCUCUUUACUGGCCUUCAUACGUCGAGUGAGGGCAUUGCUACCUUCAAAUCCUGGUCCUGUGGUUGUACACUGCAGUGAUGGUAGUGGUCGUACUGGUACAUUCUGUGCCAUCAGUAUAGCAUUAGAGAGAGUGAAGCUGGAUGGAACCAUCGACAUGUUCCAGACUGUAAGGAACUUAAGAACCCAGAGACCACUAAUGGUCCAAACUCAGGAGCAGUAUAACUUUUCCUACCAGGUUGUUCAGCUAUUCGUCGACGCCUACAGCGACUAUGCCAACUUUAAAUAAUACAGAAUUUUUAGUAACAUCCUUAUUUGGAACAUCCUUAUUUGGUAGAUUCUUUUCGUGGCAAGUUCCAUAUUUGGUAAAAUCCUCAUUUGGUCACUACUGUAUUUGGCACCUUCCAUAUUUGGUCACUACUGUAUUUGGCACCUUCCAUAUUUGGUAACUACUGUAAUUGCGGGUUACUUCCAUAUUUGGUCACUACUGUAUUUAGCCGCAACUUCUAUAUUUGGUAACAUCUUCCGUAGUUGGUUUACAACCUUGAGCCAAAUAAGCGAGUUGGCCUAAGCACAAAAGAGGGCAAGAAACACGUUGCGUUCAAGUUGUAAAUUAAUAAUCAAGCGUGGACUCGGGAAAGAGAAAAAAUAUUGUUCCAACAAGGAACCAAACUGUCUCCAGUCAAAGUGUCAAUUCGAUAUAAAAGAUUCAGAAAUAAUUGUGAAAGUCACUUACUUGGAAUAUUUCCAAGACAAAUUGGCAUGAGAGUUUUUAUUGCUUCCUAGCAGUUGCAAAUUACGAUAAUGUACUGCUGGAGUGACGAGAGAUUAUCAAGCACUUGAAUUCAGUAAAUGAACGUUCGACGUUA